Messenger RNA from Aspergillus campestris IBT 28561, 945 nucleotides. RefSeq lists its product as uncharacterized. The coding region runs from base 231 to 713 and encodes 160 amino acids. NCBI's taxonomy places the organism in Eukaryota, Fungi, Ascomycota, Eurotiomycetes, Eurotiales, Aspergillaceae. The record is from RefSeq and is a predicted model, not a curated record. The transcript has a single exon.
GCUGACUGACCAUGGGACUGUCUUAUAUUCUCGAAUCAGAAAAGAAGAAAGAGAAAGAAAAUAAUCAAAUAAAGAAAAGAAAGACAAAAGAAUAAGAAUUCUUUAGUAGUUGUCGGGUAUCACAUCAGAGUCGGAGCAGACACUCGAUUGGAAAAGUUUCUCUCAUUUUUGCCUCCCCAGGGUCGAAUUGACGAGAAGGAAGGAUUGGAUAGAUUCGAUCUAGUCGAUGGAUGAGUUUGAAAUGUCUUUUCGAUCGAAUUAAAAACCUGUCCGAACGAACAUUCCAAACAAAGGUUGGGUUCCUUGUCUGUGCUUCCACUCCACCGGUUGAUCCUCUUACUCUACUCUUUACUCUUUUUAUCUCUAUCUUCUUUUUCUUUUUCUUCUUCUUUUUCUUUUCUACUUCCACACUCGUCAUCCUUUCUUUCCUCUUCUUCCUCUCUUCUCCCCUCUAUCUUACUUUCCCUUCUCCCUCUUUGUACCCAUUUCCCCUCAUAUCAGGCUCACCGCGUCCAUCCUUCCCAUCCAACGGGCAGCGAUUGACUGCAGCAACGCUACUCCGUACUGAGCUGUCAAUCUCCAGCUGUUCGACUCGGCAUCCACUGACGGGCUCCACGUCUUUGCUCUUACCUGCCCACCUGCCCUACCGCCUGCAAUUCUCCUCGCUCCUACAGUUCCCCCAUUCCUCCUGCUGUUCCUGCGGUUCGCUUUAGUACAUACUUCCCCAACCGUGGUCCCUUCCGCUUCGCUUCCUUCCUCACGUCGGGUCGCCUUUUUCACCGCCACGGCCACGUCGGCCCUCGCUUCUCGACCUUAAAGACUCAUCCCAGUUCAUCGCCGGACUACUUUCGAGAUCUUCCCCCCCCGGAUCUUUUCUUUCUGCUUUACUUCUUUUACUGCUCCACCGUCUUUGAUUUCUCCGAAUUCAGACCAACAGGACAGUUG